AUGCCUGCCCCAGGGAUGCUCGAAAACGUCCGUCCCUUUUGCAAACUCAGGGGAACGACGCUCCUCUGGUGCAUCACCCUCUGUUCUGCCUCUGCUUUCCUGCUCUUUGGCUAUGACCAAGGGGUCCUGGGUGGUCUGACGACACAACCGACCUUUCUUGAUGCCAUGGGUAACCCGAAUCCAACAAUACUAGGCCUGAUUGCAGCGAUCUACGACAUUGGUGCCUUCAUAGGCGCUAUCCUGGCUGCGAUCUUCGGCAUGAAGACAGGUCGCCGCUGGGCGGUCGUAAUCGGUUGCGUUCUGGUCACCAUUGGAGGGGCCCUCCAAGCCGCUGCCACGAGCCAGGGUAUGAUGCUCGCUGGCCGUAUCGUGGCCGGCAUCGGCAAUGGGAUCAACACCAGUACUAUACCAACCUGGGUGAGCGAGACUGCAAAACCCCAUCGUCGUGGGCCUCUCGUCGCCACUCAGCUCUCCAUCGUAGUCUUCGGGCUCUUUUUCGCAUACUGGCUCGACUAUGGCUGCAUCAAACAUCUUGAAGGCGAUGCCACCUGGCGUAUCCCUAUCGCAAUCCAAUGCGUCUUCGCGCUCAUCACGAUGUUCACUAUCCCGUUCCUACCGGAGUCUCCACGAUGGCUCUAUGCCAAAGGACGCAUCGACGAAGGCGAUCUUGUGAUCUCACGUCUCCGUGACAUUGCUCUUGACCACCCGAUUGUCUCCUCGACUCGAGCUGCUAUCCUCGAAGUAUCCCGUCUUGAAGAUAGCGGCGAGUCCAAAGGCCUCAACUGGCGCCACAUUAUCUAUGAUCCGACAGAGAUUAAGCCGACCCGCCGUAUCAUGCUCGGUGUCAUGCUGCAAUUCCUCCAAGUCUUCUCCGGAAUCUCGCUGGCUGUCUACUACCUCAACAUCCUCUUCGAGGUCAAUCUCGGCUUCGACUACGAGAAAGCCGCGCUGUUAUCCGGCUUCAACACCUUCACCCUCUGGCUCGGGACUCUGCCCCCGAUCUGGCUUGUGGAGAAGUAUGGUCGACGUCAAGUCCUCAUGUUCGGCUCUGCCACGAUGGCCGCCUCGAUGAUCACCUUCACCGUCUGCGUGGCCGUGAACAAUUUGACCUCCUCCUACAUCGGCGUUGCGGCCAUAUAUGCCUACAUGUUCUUCUUCGGCCUCUCGUGGCAACCAGUCCCCUGGAUCUAUCCCCCCGAGAUUGCACCCCUCAACCUUCGCCACAUCGGAGGAGCAGCUUCUACGGGCUCAGAAUGGAUCUUUGCCUUUGUUGCAGUCAUGGCCGGUCCCUCCGCCAUCGCCGCCGUCCCGUGGCUCAUGUACUUCAUCUUCUCCGUCUGCACCAUCUUCGCCAUACCCUUCGUAUACUUCUGCGUCCCCGAGACGCGCGGCCUUUCGCUCGAAGAGCUCGAUUUCGUCUUCCAAGAAGGCCCCGUCCGACACUCCGGCAAGCGCAACAAGGCGGAGUGGAAGCGCCGUCUGGCUGCAGGGGGCGGGCUGGAUUCCGAGGCGAGCGGCGCCGCGGUCCAGCAUAUCCGGAAGGCCGAAGGACAAACCAUCACCCCAGAGUCGGAGUCAAAGGAGAUUGCGGAAGCGCAGCUGGAGUUUACGGGCCCUCGGAAAGAGUGA
Molecule: messenger RNA, 1629 nt
Organism: Exophiala xenobiotica
Lineage: Eukaryota; Fungi; Ascomycota; Eurotiomycetes; Chaetothyriales; Herpotrichiellaceae
Exons: 4
Coding region: 1-1629 (542 amino acids)
Biological process (GO): carbohydrate transport; transmembrane transport
Cellular component (GO): membrane
Molecular function (GO): carbohydrate:proton symporter activity
Source: RefSeq, a predicted model, not a curated record